UACAUUCUUACAAAACAAAACAACAACCAUCAAAAUUUCUUGAUUUUUCUUUUUCUUUUUUUCGUUGCCAAUGUCUUCACAGCUUUUAACACUCUUUCUCCUUCUAGCUGCUGUGGCGAUCCCUGUCGUGACAAGCAACAGGCAAUGGUGUAUAGCGAUGUCAACUGCGACAGACGAACAAUUACAAGCUAAUAUUGAUUAUGCUUGUAGCCAGAAUGUUGACUGUUCACCAAUCCAACCCGGUGGAGAUUGCUUUAAUCCUAAUACUUUAUUCGACCAUGCGUCAUAUGUGAUGAACGCUUAUUAUCAAAAUCAUGGUCGUGUCGAUCAAGGUUGUGGGUUCCAGCAUACUGGUUGCUUUGUUUUUGCUGAUCCGAGUAACGGCUCAUGUGUCUACUACACUUAAAAAGAAGUUUGUUUUUUCUUUUAAUUUCCUCUUCUUUAUACUACAGUGCUUUGUGUGCUGAUUACGUAUCUUCAGAUUGUU
Messenger RNA from Capsella rubella, 487 nucleotides. Its product is annotated as major pollen allergen Ole e 10. Lineage: Eukaryota; Viridiplantae; Streptophyta; Magnoliopsida; Brassicales; Brassicaceae. The coding region runs from base 71 to 406 and encodes 111 amino acids. The record is from RefSeq and is a predicted model, not a curated record. The transcript has a single exon.